CCCCCUUUUGUGUUCUUCACCUUAUUAAAGAAAGCGCGAAGCAGAAAACCCUAAAACCCCAAUCGAGGAAUAGAGAGAGAGAGAGAGAGGCAGAUCCAAGUCUACAGUUUCGCAGUUCUUUGCUUGAGAAGAUGAUUAUCCCUGUACGAUGCUUUACAUGCGGAAAGGUGAUUGGAAACAAGUGGGAUGCUUAUCUCGAUCUUCUCCAGCUUGACUACACUGAAGGGGACGCACUUGAUGCACUCAACCUAGUUAGAUACUGCUGCAGGCGUAUGCUAAUGACGCAUGUUGAUCUGAUUGAGAAGCUUCUCAACUACAACACUCUGGAGAAAUCAGACAACAGUUAGAAGAGCAUGAAAUCUGCUGAAAUUGUAUUCCUUCUUAGCAUAUCUAUGGGAACUCUGUGUUUUGGUGUAAAAACUUGAAUCGAUAUGGGUUUUGGAAGACGCUAGUGAAUUUGUCAUAUGUAUGUCAGUGACUCUCUGUGUGAUUCAGUGUUAUAAUUUUAUGAGCUGAAAGAAUUGUUUUCCUUUCGAGUAA
Molecule: messenger RNA, 540 nt
Organism: Raphanus sativus (radish)
Lineage: Eukaryota; Viridiplantae; Streptophyta; Magnoliopsida; Brassicales; Brassicaceae
Product: DNA-directed RNA polymerases I, II, and III subunit RPABC5
Exons: 4
Coding region: 132-347 (71 amino acids)
Biological process (GO): tRNA transcription by RNA polymerase III; transcription by RNA polymerase I; transcription by RNA polymerase II
Cellular component (GO): RNA polymerase I complex; RNA polymerase II, core complex; RNA polymerase III complex
Molecular function (GO): zinc ion binding; DNA-directed RNA polymerase activity; DNA binding
Source: RefSeq, a predicted model, not a curated record